This is a messenger RNA of Lindgomyces ingoldianus, 1228 nucleotides long. RefSeq lists its product as uncharacterized. Gene Ontology annotation, molecular function: RNA binding. Gene Ontology annotation, cellular component: nucleus; cytoplasm. The coding region runs from base 158 to 1177 and encodes 339 amino acids. The record is from RefSeq and is a predicted model, not a curated record. The transcript has 6 exons. NCBI's taxonomy places the organism in Eukaryota, Fungi, Ascomycota, Dothideomycetes, Pleosporales, Lindgomycetaceae.
CAACCUCACCCACAACGCCAUCCCUCCCCACUUUGACGUGAACGACGAGAGCCUCGACUCUAUUCCCAUAGGGUCAGCUCUCAGAAGCUAUUUUUUAUCCCCUUCAGAUUGCGCGUCUAGAGGGGCAAGCGCGAAAGGCGCUUUAACUUCAUCCACCAUGUCAAUCGCCUCCAAGAACCUGUACGAUUUGCUAGGCAACGACCCCGAACUCGACCCCGAUCGAGAGCCCGAGCCCCCGACAAAAGCGAUUGACAAGUCGGCGGCAAGGACUGGCAAGCGCAAUGCACCGACCGAGGCUCCAGUCCGCACUAGCACGUCGAGUGGACGCAGCAGCCAGCGCGAUGGAUUCAACGCGAACGAGAAUGCUUUCCGGGAUCGCGGCGUAGGUCACAGCCAGAACCGCAACAGGGGAUCUGGUGAACCUGACUCUGGAUACCGUGGUGGUCGCGGCCGUGGUGGCCGUGGUGGACGAGGUGGACGUGGUGGCGCUUCGGGCGACCGUCACAGCAAAACUGGCAUUGCCGAACAUGAGAAGCAGGCUGCUCACGGCUGGGGUGGACAGGAUGGCGGCGCCGAAUGGGCCGACGAGAAAGCCGGCGAAGCUAUUGCCAAAGAAGAAGAGAAGCAGGAAGGAUUUGUUGCCAAUACUGGCGACAACGCUGAAGGCUUCACUCCUGACCCAACCGGCGAGGCAGGGGCCGAGCCUGAGCCGGAAGACAAGACCAAGUCAUUCGCUGCCUACCUUGCCGAGCAGGCUGAGAAGAAGCUCUCCCUCGCCGCUGGGAACGUCCGUCAAGCAAAUGAAGGCAGCAACAAGAAGUUCCCUGAAGGCAAAGCUCUCCCUCGUGAUGAAGAGGAUGAUGCGUACAUUGCCGGCUCCGGAGGCAAGGCAAAGCGCGAGCGUCAACGCAAGGAAAAGACGCUCGUGGAGCUCGACGACUCCCGCCUGCACAGCGCUCCCCGUGAGAACUUCCGUGGAGGACGCGGCGGCCGUGGCCGUGGUGAAUUCCGUGGUGGUGAAGGACGCGGCCGUGGCGAUUUUCGCGGUGGUGAAGGACGUGGUCGCGGAGGCCGAGGCCGAGGUGAUGGUCGUGGGAGGGGCGGACGUGGCGGUCAAUCUGGUUCUACUCCCAACGUCGCUGACUCGAACGCCUUCCCUGCCUUGGGCGGCUCAUAGUCCGAAGCUCCGUCGUCAAUUACAAACACGGCUUUAGAAGUCUGUGUGUUA